AUGCCAACCCAUUGUUUCCCCGCGCAGGCCAACCCCAAGGUCUACCUGGACCUGCAGCUAGGACGCACCAAUGCGACGCCCCUGGGCCGCGUUGUGGUUGAGCUGAAGGAGGAUGUCGUGCCCAAGACAUCCAAGAACUUUGAGGAGCUGUCCAAGGCCGAGCCUGGCAAUGGCCUCAAGGGCAGCCGCUUCCACCGUAUCAUUACGGACUUCAUGUGCCAGCAGGGAGGUGACUUCACCAGGGACAAUGGCACAGGCGGCCGCAGCAUCUAUGGCAACAAGUUCCCCGAUGAGAAUUUCGACUUGACCCACACCGGCCCAGGCGUCCUCUCCAUGGCCAACGCCGGCCCCAACACCAACGGCUCCCAGUUCUUCCUGUGCACGGUGCCCACGCCGUGGCUGGAUGGCAAGCACGUGGUGUUUGGACAGGUGGUGGAAGGCUACGAGGUUGUCAAGGCUGCUGAGGCCUGCGGCAGCCGCAGCGGGCAGACAUCGUUCGACGUGGUGAUUGGUGACUGCGGAAUUGUAGCGGCGGCUUCCGGGGCAACCAUCGGCAGCGUUCCCUCUUCCGGCAGCGGCCAGCGCCGCGGCGUGCACACGGCCGCCGCUCCGAGCGUCCGCCUGACCUCCUCCUUCCUGGGAACCCAGCAGAGGCAGAGGUGA
Molecule: messenger RNA, 663 nt
Organism: Coccomyxa subellipsoidea C-169
Lineage: Eukaryota; Viridiplantae; Chlorophyta; Trebouxiophyceae; Coccomyxaceae
Exons: 5
Coding region: 1-663 (220 amino acids)
Biological process (GO): protein peptidyl-prolyl isomerization
Molecular function (GO): peptidyl-prolyl cis-trans isomerase activity
Source: RefSeq, a predicted model, not a curated record